AUGACAAUCCCUGGCAUCCCAAAUCCCGCUGUCCCUUACGGUAGCUUGAUCGUCAUCUCUGGCGCCAGUGGCUUUAUCGGUUCCCAUGUCGCAGAUCAGGCGCUUGCAGCUGGCUACAAGGUCCGCGGUACAACACGAGAUGUGCAGAAAAACCAGUGGAUAGAAACUCUAUUCAACCAGAAGUACGGCAAGGACAGCUUCGAGUUGGUUGCGGUACCCGACAUGGAAGUCAAGGGCGCCUUUGACAAGGCUGUUGAGGGCGCCGCUGGCUUCGUCCACGUGGCAAAUGACAUGCAAGGCUCCCGGGAUCCUAAGAUUGCGAUCCCUAGAGCAGUUGAAGGUGUACUCAACGCCCUGAAAUCAUCAGCCCAAGCCGGCCUGAAGCGUUUCGUUUUCACUUCAUCUUCUUUCGCGGUGACGCAGCCGAAGCCGGGAAAGGUCUUCACGCUCACUAAAGACAGCUACAAUGAUGAGGCUGUCGAACGCGUCAGACAAUCCACCUACGACGGAGAAACAGUGUAUUCCGCUAGCAAAGUGGAGUCGGAGCGCGCUAUCUCAAAGUGGGUCAAAGAGAACAAUUGUUCCUUGGUCGUCAACACGGGUGAGUAUUUUUCAUGUUCAACAUAUAGUAAACAUCCGCAUUGCGCUUUUUCCAACUGA
Colletotrichum truncatum is the source of this 660-nucleotide messenger RNA. RefSeq names its product aldehyde reductase. The record is from RefSeq and is a predicted model, not a curated record. Gene Ontology annotation, molecular function: oxidoreductase activity, acting on the CH-OH group of donors, NAD or NADP as acceptor. NCBI's taxonomy places the organism in Eukaryota, Fungi, Ascomycota, Sordariomycetes, Glomerellales, Glomerellaceae.